Molecule: messenger RNA, 1592 nt
Organism: Carya illinoinensis
Lineage: Eukaryota; Viridiplantae; Streptophyta; Magnoliopsida; Fagales; Juglandaceae
Product: loganic acid O-methyltransferase-like
Exons: 3
Coding region: 148-1242 (364 amino acids)
Biological process (GO): methylation
Molecular function (GO): S-adenosylmethionine-dependent methyltransferase activity
Source: RefSeq, a predicted model, not a curated record
CUAAAUAUUAGCAAGGAAUCAUUGACUUAAAUAUGGCGAGAAAGACUAGGUAAGGUGAGUGAAAACCCAGCAAGUAUUAUUAAUGUAAGUAUGGCAUGCAUGCCUUGGUAACAUACACCACAAUUAGAGAGAGAGAGAGAGAGAGAGAUGGCAGCAGAGGAUAUAGGCAAAAGUUCUCGGGAAGAAUACUCAAUGAAAGGUGGAAAUGAUGUAUACAGUUACGCAAACAACUCCUCCUACCAGAGAGGUGUCAUUGGUACUGCAAAAGAGCUAAUCACUGAUGCAAUCGCAGAAAAGCUUGAUUUCAACAACAUUGUUCUGUCAAACACGUUUCGAAUUGCAGAUUUAGGUUGCUCUGUUGGGCCUAACACGUUUUUUGCAAUACAAAACAUAAUCGAGGCAGUGCAGUGCAAGGGUAAAUGCCAAGGACUAGAUCCUCAGCUGCUUGAAUUUCAAGUUUUCUUCAAUGAUCACACCUCAAAUGAUUUCAAUACACUCUUCAAAUCUCUCCCACCAGAUGGGCAGUAUUAUGCUGCUGGUGUGGCAGGUUCUUUCUAUUGUCAUUUGUUUCCCAAUUCAUCUCUGCACUUUGUUCAUUCCUCUUAUGCUAUCCAUUGGCUCUCGAAAGUCCCGGAAUUGGUAGUCGACAAAACCUCCCCUGCUUGGAAUAAAGGAAGAAUCUACAUUGUAGAUUCAGAAGAAGAUGUUGUCAAGGCCUAUGAAGCUCAAUAUGCUGAAGAUAUGGAGUGUUUUCUGCAUGCCAGGGCUCAAGAGGUUGUGUGUGGUGGGUUGAUUGCCCUUAUCUUUGCUGGCCGUCCUAAUGGAGCCCCCCAUUCUCAAACUCCACAUACUUUCAUUUUUAAUCUUCUGGGAUCUUGCCUCAUGGACAUGGCCAGAAAGAGUAAAGUUAGUGAGGAAAAAGUGGACUCGUUUAAUAUACCAACGUAUUGGAUGUCUCCUCAAGAGCUUGAAGCUGCUGUGCAUCGAAAUGGAGAAUUUAGAAUAGAGAGAAUGGAGAAAUUGCCAGGCGUCAUUAAUUUUAGAGACCUUUCUAAAAGCCAAGUAAUUGCAUCUAACCUUCGAGCUGUAUUGGAGGGUCUGAUCAAGGCGCAUUUUGGAGAUGUGAUCUUAGAGGAGCUGUUUGAGUUAUUUAGAAAUAAAGUUGAAGAACAACUCCCCCUCAUCAUGUCAUUCAUAAAUACUGAUUUCUUUGCUCUUCUCAAACGCAAAGUAAAGGACUAAGCCCCACAUUUCUUUGCUUUGCAUUUGAGAAGAGUAAAGAAAGAGUAAUAUUAGGUACAAGCUCUCGAUAGACAAGUCCCAUUUAGAUCUUUUGUGAAAAAGUGGAUUUCAAUAAAAAAGAAUUGUUUUUUACAUUUUUUAAAGAUAUGGUCUACAUUUUUACAAAGGCUUCCAUGAGACUUGUUUAUUUAGGAUUUGUACAAAUCAUUUUUUUUUUUGUUGGGUUGGGGGGCUAAUGGGUUUUCAUUUUGCUGCUCUUCGUGUGCUAUUGAUGGCUUCUUCUUCUUGAUUAUAAUCUAUAUGUUUGAAAUGACAAGAUUUGAUUUAUUAGAUUCAAAUUUUCAAAUUAA